AUGGAGGUGCAUGUCGGCAAGUGCAUUUCUGGCAAGGGAGGCAGGAAUGUCCGGGACUUUGAUGCUGCCAAUCACAAUGGCAAAGAUGUUGUGAUCAAGAAAAAGAAUGAAGAUGCAAAGGGUGUGUUGGAGCUGCACGGUCAUCUCUGGAGCUUCGGUGUUGAGGAGAAGACUCUGACAUACAGAGGAGAUGUGUACAGAGGAGCUGCACUGUCAGAAAAAGAACGGGAAGGCAGGCAUGGGGAGCCCGGAGGAAGUGGAAGAGGUUGGGGUGAGCUUGAGCUUCGCGAAUCAUCCUGCCAUAAAGUAGGAGAUGCAGGGCAUUGCCCAAAUGUUCUUGAUGGCACAGGGGGAAUUUGGAUAGUGAUGUCCUUCUUGUCCUUGCGUGGCGGGCACAGCGACGCGGACGCGGAGGCCUCGGCGCCACGCGGUACUAGUACCAGUACUAGACGACGACGGCAGCACAAUGCUAGCGGAGAUGGGGACUGGGACAGGGACGGAGACGGGGAGGAGCAGGCAUGUCAUGGCGGCUCUCCAGGUCCAGCCGCCGCUUGGGCGCUUGGGCAAGCUCCUCUGCCUCUGCCGUUGAAGAAGAAGCAGGGGCAAGGAUGGGAAACAAGCGAAGCCCACGUUUCCUACGGCAAAAUUCCAAUUAUUUCUAGGCAGAGCAGCCGCCCGAUUCCAUCAUCUCAUCUCAUCCUCAUCCUCAUCCUCAUCAGCGCGUUGCGUUCCUUGCUUCAACCCAGCCACUCUUCCAAUUCCAGUUGCUCUUCCAAACGAAGAGAAGACAAGAGAAGAGAAGAGAAAUCCAGUUCCAAUCCAAACAAGAGAGAUCCAGAUCUGCUGGCUGCUGGGGUAGUCGGUCGGCGAGGGGAGGUUGCAGUUGCAGCGACACCGAUAAAUCGGCGAAUCAGAUCCGAUGGUGCGUCGCCGGAGCAGAGAAGGCGGCCUGGGCCGGAGCCGGAGCCUGGGCUGGCCUGCGUGCUGCCUCGGCUUCCUGCUCAAGCUGCUCGCCUUCCUCCAGGCCUUCGCCGCCGUCUCCGCCCUCCUCUACGCGGCAUGGAUGCUCUCGCGCUGGGCGCGCCACCACCAGCUCCACCCCAGCGACCUCCUAAGCCCGGACCUCUGGUUCCCGUCGCUCGUCAUGGCGGCGGGGCUCUUCUACUGCCUCCUGCUCCUCGCGGGUUACCUGGCAGCCGAGAUCAACACCGGAUGCUGCCUCUGCUUCGUUAUUUAUUUAUUUAUAUUACUUUUGGAUUUGCAAACUCCCCUCGACAGUACACCAUCCCGGCCAUGGCUAUGAUGCUGCUCGAAGCCGCUCUCGCCGCCCAUCUCGCGCUCAACCAGCACUGGAUUCAGGACCUGCCAGAGGACCGCACGGGAGAGCUCCACAACUUACUCUCCUUCAUCCAUAAUAACCUCGACCUAUGCAAAUGGGCUGCUCUUGCCAUCUUCGCCACGCAGGCACUCUCACUUCUCCUGGCUAUGAUUUUACGGGCCAUGCUGUCUGCCCGGACCGUGGACUAUGACAGCGAUGAAGACUUUGUGGUUAUACGGAGGCCACUCCUAGUUGCCCAAGCUCCAGCACCUUACCUCCCUACCACCCUUGAUACCAGAGGUGCCCGUCCUGACCUCUGGAGCUCAACAAUGAGACACAAGUUCUGA
This is a messenger RNA of Miscanthus lutarioriparius, 1665 nucleotides long. The record is from the annotation of a GenBank genome assembly. Lineage: Eukaryota; Viridiplantae; Streptophyta; Magnoliopsida; Poales; Poaceae.